UCUGAUCAAUAUGCUCCCAUAGAUAAUCUAAACUGCGUGGUAUAGAUAUUUUUUCAAAAAGUAUAAAGCAGUGUUAUAUGGUAACAUUAGUUAAAAUGUCACCACGUCUCAAAAUAUCAAGCUAUGUUAUCGAGAGGUUGUCGAAGAUAGACACAAACGUAAGUACAGGAUGUCUUUACGGGCUAAUGUACGAUGGGACGCUGCUUGUGGUUGGACUUAGCAUUGAACUGUUUGAAAAUGAAAAGAACACUUACAGUCAACUUUUGCUCAAUUUGCCGGCCGAAAUAGAAUUAUGUGGUGUCGUAAAAUUCAGCGACUCCCUGACAAUGGGAACAUCAGUGAAGGAAAUUUUGCAGAAUGUAGACAUAACUGAUAAUCCAUUGGUCAUGAUAGUAAAUGAGAAGAAAGACAUGAAGACACAUUUCUUAGUUCAUGACAAAUUUGAAGAAACAAAGUAUGAAGUGCUUAGUUCAGAUGAGUUGUGGACACAGUUUCUUCAUGUUCGUUUGGAUACAGUAUUGCCUUUAAGUUGUGAAGCAACAAUCUCAGGUGUCAAAAAUAUCAUGCAGAAUAAAAGGAAAAAGAUAGCAUCAGGGCAAGUAUCAUUCCAUAUAAAUGGUACUCAAGUAUAUUUAUUUGGUGUUGCAUCAGAUGUGGGUUUAACGGGCACUAGCACCGAGGGUACUAUUGGAGAACUUGUGGACUCAAUGAACCCUGAACAAUCCACUAAAAAAAAGAAGCAGACUGUGAAUAUUGAAAUAGUACCUGUAAACCUAGUUUUAAAAACAACUAAGGACAUGCUAUCAGACAAACUCGUCAAAACUGCUGUAAAAAUGAUGACAACACAACGAAAUCCUGCAUACUGCAUUAGUAUGCCACUGCGUAUAGACUCUCUGGCGAUAAUACACAGGAAUACCAAGCUACUGGAACUUUAUACUGUGAUGGUAGAAGCAGCCUGCAGGUCACUUCGGUUGUUAGAAAGUGUAUUAAUAGAACAAUUGGGCCAAGAAGGUAUUGGCGACGGUGCUGGCUUACGUUUGCCAGAAACUUAUCAUUUUUUACCACAAGAAAUUGGUCAUUUCAUAACCAGGAUUGUGCCAAAGGGGAUACCUGAUGAAAGUAUGGAAAAAGAAAGGCGGGUACUUCACGAACAAUUAGGCUUGUCGUUAAACAGGCCCGUAUUCCGCAGAGGUAAUACGUACCUAACCGUUAAUGAUGGACGUUUAAUAAAUCCACACGAGGCUAUACCUCAGCCACCGUCAAAGAUGGAUGUCACAACAAGUUUGGUGCGCGGAAGAUAUGCCUACUAUCACUACAUGCAAGAUAAUUUUAAUGAUGAUGGAUGGGGUUGUGCGUAUCGCUCCAUGCAAACCAUAUUCUCUUGGUUCAGGUUCCAGGGAUACACUACAGUGGAAGUACCAUCUUUACGAGACAUACAACAGUGCCUUGUCAAGAUUGGAGACAAACAGUCUUCAUUCUUAGGUUCGAAGCAAUGGAUAGGAUCGACAGAAGUUAUGUUUUGUUUGGAAACACUUCUGGGCGUGCAAUCAAGGAUAAUAUUUGCAAAUACAGGAAAAGAUAUGCAAAAUUAUAUACAUGAGCUGAUUCACCACUUCCAAACACACGGAAGCCCUAUUAUGAUUGGUGGCGGAGUUUUGGCACACACUAUAUUAGGCGUUGAACACAAUUCUGCGACAAACGAAAUUAGAUAUCUUAUUUUAGACCCCCAUUACACUGGUGCUGAAGAUCUAACCACAGUUAUAAACAAGGGCUGGUGUGGCUGGAAAAACUCAGAUUUCUGGAACAAGACAGUUCAUUAUAAUCUGUGUUUGCCACAAACUAAAUACGCAAUUUAAAUGCGCAUAAUUUGUCCAAUCAAUUCGCGUUUAUUAAUUUUAUUUAAAUGAUUUUAAGAACAUUAAACGCCAUAUUCAACAGAAAUGAGUGCUAUUUUGGGUCUUUCUCAUACUAGACAAUCUUAUCUAGCCCAGUUUGUAUGGGAUGCCGGGUAAAGAUAUUAUUGCAUAAUAUUUACGCUAAUUUGUAAUUGAGGGAUUUUCAUAGCAAUUUGUUGAUGUGUGAAACUAAAAAUGGGCGUACAAUGUACAUAUACAGGUUAUUCCUCAUAUUAGGUGUCCAUGCAAUUCCGACAAAUGUGUAUUUAAUUUCUAAUAAUGUGAUUAAUUAAUAUCUAGAGUGUUAUAAAAUGUUUAGGGAUUAGAAAAGUAUACGGGUACGGCGAAACGGAAACUUCGGAAUAUCAUCGAUUUAAGGGUGAAGAGAAUAAAACAAUAAUAAUUAAAACUGCAGUAAAAUAGCAUUCCAGAAAAAUAAAUUAAAAGUCUAGGACAUAAAAUUUUUCUUUUUUUGUACACAGGAACUCACGCGAAUAAUUUUAAUCCCUGGGCUAUUUAUAUUAUACUAUCUCAAACAUAACACUAUUGAGAUCAUCUCAGGGCCGUUUAUAUGUAAAUCGUAAAAAUUAUUCUCAUAUCCUAUAUUUAUAUUACGUUAGAAACGGCAUAAUUAUUAUUUGGUACAUCUGAAUAUUUAGUUUGAUUAGUUACUUUUAAAAUAGGUUUUGUGAAAAAGUGUCUGCAUUAAAAAGCACUUUUUUUUAUAGUAUGAUGUGAGAUAUUAAUUUUAAAACUGCAUUUUAUGAAUGAAAUAUAUUUUAUUAUUUGCAUUUAACAUUUAUCUAAAAAAAAACUAAUUUCCGACAAGUAACAUCAAAAGUAUUGCUAAAGAAAUUUGAAUAUUCCCGGAGAUAUAGAGUAAGACUGAAGGAGAAUAAUGAAAGCUAUGUUAUUUACUGGGUCGAAGUAAGAUGUCUAUAUAAAAUUAGUGGGCGCGGUUACUUUCUAACACAAAGUAUGAGGAUAUGUACACAUACUACUGUUAGUAAAGAAACACUGGUUGAACAAGCACUUCUUGUACUGGUUUUGUUUACUGUAGUCAUGAUUGUUGUAUUUUAAAUUGUUCUAAUCUGCUUUGUCUCAUAUUACGUAUAUAUUUUAUUAUUAUGACAAAAUAUCAAAAGCAUGUAAGUUAAAUGGAAUUGUUAUAUUUUGUACCGAUUAAAAAUGAAUUAACUGAA
Messenger RNA from Manduca sexta (tobacco hornworm), 3097 nucleotides. RefSeq names its product ufm1-specific protease 2 (gene Ufsp2). The record is from RefSeq and is a predicted model, not a curated record. The coding region runs from base 78 to 1856 and encodes 592 amino acids. Lineage: Eukaryota; Metazoa; Arthropoda; Insecta; Lepidoptera; Sphingidae. The transcript is spliced from 10 exons.